Molecule: messenger RNA, 693 nt
Organism: Abrus precatorius (Indian licorice)
Lineage: Eukaryota; Viridiplantae; Streptophyta; Magnoliopsida; Fabales; Fabaceae
Product: transcription factor MYB3-like
Exons: 3
Coding region: 1-693 (230 amino acids)
Source: RefSeq, a predicted model, not a curated record
AUGAGGAACCCUAGCUCUGAUAUCAAAGACUUGAACAAAGGAGCUUGGUCCAAGCAAGAAGACCAAAAACUCAUUGAUUAUAUCAACCAACACGCCGAUGUUUGUUGGCGCACACUUCCUCAGGCUGCAGGUUUACUUCGGUGCGGUAAAAGUUGUAGGCUGAGAUGGAUAAAUUAUCUACGGCCAGACCUUAAAAGGGGGAACUUUGCUGAAGAUGAAGAAGAUCUCAUCAUCAAGCUUCAUGCACUAUUGGGCAACCGGUGGUCACUAAUAGCUGGGAGAUUGCCAGGGCGAACAGAUAAUGAAGUGAAGAACUAUUGGAACUCUCACAUAAGAAGAAAGCUCAUUAGCAAGGGUAUUGACCCAAAUAAUCAUCGAUUAAAAAACCACAAAAUACCCUCCAUUCAUAAUUCACCCACGUCUGAUUGUUCAAAAUCUCUAGACUUGAAAGACACAUGCAAGAAUGAGACAAGUAAGUUACCUCAUGUUAACAAUUAUGGUGAAGUCUCAGAUGCGGCAAGUGGCGAGGCUGAGUCAUCAUUUGCCCUGCCAGAUUUAAACCUUGAUCUCACGAUAGGCAUUCCUUUAUCUUCACCAAGUAUUUCUGAAAACAAUCUAAAACUAUUUCAUGAAUCUACGUCACCAAGGAAACUGCAUUUUGCUUCCCCUUCAACACUUCUUCUGUUUCAGUGA